AUGUCCCGAACCAUGGGCCAUGCCCAAGACCGCCGAAUAGCUGCUCGAUACAUUUCACUCCAGGCGGGUGACUCAUUCGGCGUACGUCUUACCCUCGACGAGGACUUGACUCUCACUGACGGCGACGAUGUAUUCGUCACUAUCUCCAUCGGCUAUGAGCACCAUAGCAAGACUCAGACGUGGCGCAUCAAUGGAACUGCAGGAGAGAUGUUGAAAGGGAAGACGAACACCCUCAUUACUCACCAGUACUUCGCCAAUGACGGGCCCAAAUGCGGUCGUCCUCUACACGUCCCUCCGCCACCUGUUUCUAGAGCAACUACCUCCGCUGCCACCUGGCAUUUUGGCGUUCAUCCACGGGCGCAGCCCGGCUCUAUUGCUGUGUUCAUAGAGUUCGGCCAGAUAGCCGAGCACCUCUUUGAGGACGAGACUAGAGAACCGAGUCAGCCACCCGUCACAUAUCGGAAGAAGAACAAACCAAAGCGGGUAGCUGUCGUCCACCCUGCUUGCAUUAUACCCAGCGAUAACCGUGUAGUCUUUGACUUUCGGAAUAUCAUUUCGAUAAGUGUGGAUCGCUCGAAGUACAAUCCUGCUCCUGCUAUUCACAACAAACUUCCAGCGGACAAAGACAAUAAAAUUGACUCCCGUGCAACGGACCAAGAAGGCGACGGACGAAGCACCAGACCCAAGGAGUUAGAAGAUCAUAAGGACCCGGGGGCUGCAAUGCCUGUAGUCGACCUAGAGAGAGGAGCAAUUGAGCCCCAGCACAUCUCGACUUCUUUAUUUGAAGACACAUACGGGACCAAAGACCUCACUCAGUCCACCGUCACUUCGGGUGAGACCUGCAAGACCGACAAGGCAGAUCCGUUACCCUUGCUUGCUGGCGCAGAGGCUUCUGAAGUGUCCUCGGCUACUAUCAACGACAGCCAGAGCUCGGCCAUGAAAAACUCCGUCUUCAAUAGUGCCGUCACGACUGAACUCACCCCCCUUCGUUGCCGGACAAAAUUCCUGUGCUAG
Fulvia fulva is the source of this 1014-nucleotide messenger RNA. RefSeq lists its product as uncharacterized. The transcript has 3 exons. The coding region runs from base 1 to 1014 and encodes 337 amino acids. NCBI's taxonomy places the organism in Eukaryota, Fungi, Ascomycota, Dothideomycetes, Mycosphaerellales, Mycosphaerellaceae. The record is from RefSeq and is a predicted model, not a curated record.